Coregonus sp. 'balchen' is the source of this 8404-nucleotide messenger RNA. NCBI's taxonomy places the organism in Eukaryota, Metazoa, Chordata, Actinopteri, Salmoniformes, Salmonidae. The record is from the annotation of a GenBank genome assembly.
AUGUUUUGUUUCUUCAAACCCCGAGGAUAUUCCAGGACCAGGAAGGGGUCUCGAAAUGGGACAAUAUCCCGACACUCCUCCAACUCAACAUCAAGGCUAUACUUUCCUAUUAUUCUUCUGCUUCUCAUCUUCACACCUAGAGUGGAUUCUUCCUGGUGGUGAGUGGUUUCUUUCAUGUGCAAUUGAUCCUGCUGAAAUAAUCAUAUCAUUUCUAUCCAAGAUUACAUCUUUCAUUUAAGUCUAGGAGAGCUCUGUCAUUGAUAUCCAAGAUGAGAUCUUUCAGUGGUUUUGGAUGACCAAUUGUCUUCUUAAUGAGCUAAUUCUAAGAUAUUCCAAGACCCUGCAAAAGUUAGCCCUAUUUAUGUUGGCUAUUUAGGAGUCGAAAAUAUAAGUGAGGAGAAAUCAUAUGGCCUAAUGCAUAUAUAAUGGUUGAAUAUGAAUGUAAUAAAUAAAUACAUAAUUAUAAGCUCAUCAUUAAACAUGCGAAACGUCUUGAACAUAGUCAAGAUCAAAUGUAAAGCAUGUUUGUAUUUCAAUUAAGGUUUUAGGGAAAUGGUUUAGGCCAACCUUCAAAAAUUCUGUAAUAAUAUUUGUUCCUUUUUAUAAGAGUCUAUUCUCAGUAGGCUACAUUUGCUUUUCACUGAAACCUGAGUUUAUCUCUAUGUUUAUCCCAAACCUGAGAUUGGCAAUUAUGUCUUGAAAGAUGUGAAUUCUCCUUGGGAUGCAGGAGGUGGGGACAAUAAGGUACACUAAAUAAUGGGCCACUGUUAUGUGGCAAUUUAAACAAAUUCAAGAUACACCCAAUUUUAGUCUAAACCUCCAUCACACCUUAGAAUUAGACCCAUACCCUGCUGGUACUUGUGAAGAGAUCGCAGCCAACUCCAAUUCAAAACAGCCACAGGGGGGAAUGUGUGUGGAUUGGAGUUUUAAAACAUCAAAAUAAAGAGAGAUCAACCAACAACAGCACACUGUGUUCAUGAAGAUUCAUGGGCUGAGGGACUUUCCACUAUCAAUCUUGCAUAUUGGAAAUGGCAGAUGCAGGCAGUGGUGGAUGAAGAAGUGUUCCUUGACGAUUUCUCUUGAGGGUAAGAACCCAGGGUGUAAAAAGGAAGUGCCUACCUCCAACACUCUAAUCAAACUGCACAAAACAACAUGAUAAAUCAGCUUUCAGCUAAGGGCAAAAUCUUAAUUUUCUAUUCUGUUCUUAUAGUUGAACUAGUUAAAGUAGAUUAAAUAAAUCAAGUGGGCUCAACUCAAAAAUACAUUUUAUGUAAAGAACAGUGAGGAAUUGUAUGACUGAAUAAAAAUAAGGCUGUGUGUGUAAUUAAAACAGUGAAGUGAGGCAGAGUGGGGAGACAUGGUAGCUCUCUCCAGACCAAGGGUCUAAAUAUGAUUUAUAUAGUCCAGGUUUUUUUUUCAUCAUGAUCGUGAUCAUUCAGAUAAGCAGCAACGUGUUCUCUGGUGUUCUGGACUGAUAGUCCUCUCCCCAAACUACGUAUGAGGCGUAGAGAUAGUCAGGGUCUUUUGGCUCAGCUCUCUACUCUCUCUAUGGAGAGAGUAAACACUGUGUCUCUGCUCUGCUUUCCUGCUAAGGCUCAGGCAACAGGGAAUGAAUGCAGAUUGUUGGGGGGAUGGGACAGCCAUAACUGGAAUGGAAACCCUUUUCUGUUGCUGUCUAGGUGGCGUGACACAUAAUGUAGCUGUGAUUAAGCCUGGCAGUAAUGAAGUUUUGUCAUCGCAGGGAGCGGGAAAGUUAGAGGAGCAUGCCAGCUUAUAGGAGACUGGUGAUUUAUAGAAGACUGGCGACUUAUAGGAGAACGGCGACUUAUAGGAGACUGGUGACUUAUAGGAGACUGGCGACUUAUAGGAGACUGGAAACUUAUAGGAGACUGGAAACUUAUAGGAGACUGGUGAUUUAUAGGAGACUGGCAACUUAUAGGAGACUGGUAACUUAUAGGAGACUGGCGACUUAUAGGAGACUGGCGACUUAUAGGAGACUGGCGACUUAUAGGAGAAUGGCGACUUAUAGGAGACUGGCGACUUAUAGGAGAAUGGCGACUUAUAGGAGAAUGGCGACUUAUAGGAGACUGGAAACUUAUAGGAGACUGGCGAUUUAUAAGAGACUGGAGGUUUAUAGGAGACUGGCGACUUAUAGGAGACUGGCGACUUAUAGGAGACUGGGGAUUUAUAGGAGACUGGUGACUUAUAGGAGAAUGGUGACUUAUAGGAGACUGGUGACUUAUAGGAGAAUGGUGACUUAUAGGAGAAUGGUGACUUAUAGGAGAAUGGUGACUUAUAGGAGACCAUGUCAUACUGCAUGGCUGCUUCACUGCACUCUGUGUUCCUGUUCCAGUCUCAGUGGUCAGGGGCCACUCCUAGUUAACUGUGUGGACUCUUCCCUGUCUGUGAAAGGGCUUCUGAAGGUCUCACAUUUCAUAACACUGUCCUCUGAUGUACCAUUUAUGGCAUGUUUCACAGCGUGGGAUUACAAUGAAGCGGGACAGAAUGGUUAAAUGCACACUUUGUAAGAAUUACUGCUGUUCAAUAGUCAAUUAAAUUAAUGAUGCCCAUUGAUUCUUGAAGAAUCUAUCAGACUGGACCUAACUUCACAAACAAUAUACAGUAUCUUGCCCUUCUGAAAGAAAACGAGAUAAAUAACAUCUGUGUUUGCAUAACAAUAGUUCCUGGAAGUUUGACUGGUCUACCACUGACAGUGCACCUGUCUAUCUGAUCUGCAGGUACAUUGGAGCCCUGGGUGCACGGGUGAUCUGUGACAACAUUCCAGGCCUGGUGAACAAGCAGCGCCAGCUGUGUCAGCGCCACCCGGACCUCAUGCAGUCUAUUGGGGAGGGUGCCAAGGAGUGGAUCCGCGAGUGCCAGCACCAGUUCCGUCACCAUCGCUGGAACUGCAGCACGCUGGACCGAGACCACACUGUCUUUGGCAGGGUCAUGCUGCGCAGUAAGUCUGUGUGUGUGCAUCUGCGUGUGUGUUUCCGUAUGUGUCUGUGUAUGUGUGUGUGUGUCCGUGUGUGUGUGUGUUAAGAUGUUUAGUAUUCAACCACUUGAAUCUUAGAUGAAAGAUUCACUACAUGAAUCUGAUACAAUAUGUAGAAGGGAUGGAUUGUUGUAGACUAUUACAGAAGCAUUAAGGGACUGUUCCAUUUCCUUUUAGACCUACAGAUAUCCAAGCCUUAAAGGGACAUUUCUAAAUGUUUCAACUUCAUAUUCAUCAUCUCCAGCACCACCCCAACAUCAACAUAUGUGCAAAGGUCACGUUUCUAUGUCUUGUAGUAAAAAAUAUAGAGGAAGAUAAGUGUUUGCAAUGACAUCAUCGGUGUGCAUCAUGUGAUUUUGACCAAUUAUGAGGAGGCAUUGUCUACUAAUUGUCUACUAAUUGUCUACUAAUUGUCUACUAAUUGGUUGAUUUCAUUGCAAACACUUAUCUUCCUUUAUCUUCUUUUGCUACAAAACAUAGAAAUGUGACAUUUUCAUAUAUGUUGAUGUUGGGGUGGUGCUGGAGAUAAUGAAUAUGAAGUUGAACAAUUUAGAAAUUUCCCUUUAAGGGUAUAUGCAUGUUAUAUACAUAUCUCAGUUCAACACUUCAUACAACAGUUUAUCAUCUCUAUGUACAGGGUGGUCCUCUGUAGCUCAAUUGGUAGAGCAUGGUGCUUGUAACGCCAGGGUAGUGGGUUCGAUCCCCGGGACCAUCCAUGCGUAAAAAUGUAUGCACACAUGAUUGUAAGUCGCUUUGGUUAAAGCGUCUGCUAAAUGGCAUAUUAUUAUUAUGCGGUCAAAUAUAUUGGCACCCCUUGCACUUUACAAUGGAGUGCAAUGUAGCAGAAUGUUCUGUUCUCUCUUUUCAAAACUGGUGUAAUGGCUAUUUUUACCCUGUAGGCACCUGCAACUUACCACAGGUGAGAAAAAUUACACAGUAAACAAGAUAACUUGCCUCCAACCAAAUUAAUUAGAAUUUUGAAUAAUUUCACAAGACCAUUUUUUUUUUACUAUGAAGUAAAAAAUCUCAAAUUCAGUUUGGAUUAUUUUUAUCUUGGUCCAGUGUAAAUCAAACAAAUACACAUGAGAACGCCAAAAGUUAUUUCAAUUUAAUCUUCUUUUAGAAUAAAUAUGUAAUCGUGCAAGGGUGCCAAUAUAUUUGGCCGCACCUGUAUGUUUCAUUUGUUUGCCACUCUCCAAUAAGGCAACAGGAGAAGCUACUAGUCUGCUCUACAGUACAGAGAGAAUGUGUGAACAAUAUAUAUACUGAACAAAAAUAUGGACGCAACAUGCAACAACUUCAAAGACUGUACUGAGUUACAGUUCAUAGAAGGAACGGUAAAUGUACUAGUGGUGAUACUGGUGUGCCACCCCCGCGGCCUCCACAAUCGAUUAGUCCACUCAGACAGGUGUGAAUCAGACAGGUGUCUCGUGUGCCAUAAUUGUUUUAAUAUAUAUAUAUUUGCCACUGCUCGACUAAAAAAACUUGGUCGACCAACAGCCUAUCGACCAAACCAUCGACCAGUCGACUAAAUGGGGUCAGCCCUACAUUAUAUACACUGAACAAAAAUAAAAAUGCAACAUGCACAAAUGUCAAUGAUUUUACUGAGUUACAGUUCAUAUAAGGAAAUCAGUCAAUUGAAAUAAAUUCAUUAGGUCCUAAUCUAUGGAUUUCACAUGACUGGGCAGAGGCACAGCCAUGGGUGGGCCUGGGUGGGCAUAGGCCCUCCCACAUGGGAGCAAGGUCCACCCACUGGGAAGCCAGGCCCAGCCAAUCAGCCAAUUAUUGCAGACAGAAAUACUCCUCAGUUUCAUCAGCAGUCCAGGUGGCUGGUCUCAGACGAUCCUGCAGGCAUGGUUACACGUGAUCUGUGGUUGUGAGGCCGGUUGGAUAUACUCCCGUGAUCGGGAGUCCCAUAGGGCGGCGCACAAUUGGCCCAGCGUCGUCCGGGUUAGGGGAGGGUUUGGCCGGGGGGGCUUUACAAGUAGGCCAUCAUUGUAAAUAAGAAUUUGUUCUUAACUGACUUGCCUAGUUAAAUAAAGGUUAAAUAAAAAAUAAAUAAAAAUAUACUGCCAAAUUCUCUAAAACGACACAGUCAGCAUGCCAAUUGCAUGCUCCCUCAAAACUUGAGACAUCUGUGGCAUUGUGUUGUGUGAUAAAACUGCACAUUUUAGAGUGGCCUUUUAUUGUCCCCAGCACAAGGUACACCUGUGUAAUGAUCAUGCUGUUUAAUCAGCUUCUUGAUAUGCCACACCUGUCAGGUGGAUGGAUUAUCUUGGCAAAGGAGAAAUACUCACUAACAGCGAUGUAAACAAAUUUGUGCUCAAAAUUAGAGAAAAAUAAGCUUUUUGUGCAUAUGGAACAUUUCUGCUUUUAUUUCAGCUCAUAAAAAAUGGGAUCAACACUUUACAUGUUGCGUUUAUAUUUUUGUUCAGUAAUAGUUUCACCUUCUCCAUGAAUGAGGAGCGUUGGAGAAAGUUGCUAUUCUCUGAAGACAGGUAGCAGAUAGAAAGAUCCACAUGGGUGACGUCUAAACAGAAAUAGGAGAUGUAAAUAUUUGGGUCGAUGUUUCUGGCAGGCAGACAAAGCCGUGCUCCCUGACAUAUCGCCUGUGUUCUGCUUCAUUGCGUGAGGAGGAAUGAAAACUAGAGGUGGGUGGGAAAAGCAGACCAAAUAACCCUGAAUCUGCUCUCCUCUCAGAUGGAAACAUACCUAGUGACUGAGAAAGCUUCCAUCUGUGCAAAUUAAAGGGUGAAAGGAGAGGCGGCGUAAAUGUGCUGCUAGCAGCCAUGUUUAUUUGUUCUACUCAAUUACUGUAUUGUGCAUUGUUUUUCUUCAUGGUGAUGGAAAGUCUACAGGUACAAACCUAGAGGACCAGCCUAUGUACAAUACAGUAAUGUACAUUUACAUUAAGUGGUUUGUAAGGAUGGUAUAUUAAUAUACACAAAAAGUGGUUGUUUUCCAUGUUAUUUGAUCAAGAAAAAUAUUUAAUUUGAUAUGGAUGUUUUAGGUCUUUGUCCAUAACUUUGCACCUUUUGAUGUAAAUGUUUGAGGACAGGGUUUUGGUCUUAAUGGAUUCCAUUAGAACAGAAAAAGGGACAGGGCAACAUCUCUUACAAUUCCAACUAUUGAAUCCUGCAAGAUACUGUUCUUAAUUAUACAACUACCUGUUUUGCCAAAGCUGAGAUGCUGAAAAAAUGUUUUUUGCCCGCACUACAGACGUCUAGAUAGGUCCACUAAUACAGGACUAGUAAAGGCCCAGUGCACUACUUUAGUGAAAAAAUAUAUUUGUCAAUUUUUUAAAACUUUUUUAUAUAUGCAUAUUUUUUUCUUCUGAUUUUUCAGGGGGUGCUGCAGCACCCCUACUUCCCAUGGCUGUGGGAACACAUCUACCCCUCCCUCCCUUCCCUGACCUUAACAGUAGCUGUCUAACAAUGACAUCUUCUAACACAAUCUCCUCCAUCAUGUCUCCCCAGGUAGCCGGGAGGCAGCGUUUGUGUACGCAAUCUCCUCGGCAGGCGUGGUCUAUGCAAUUACCAGAGCCUGCAGCCAGGGGGACCUCAAGGUCUGCAGCUGCGACGCCCACAAGCGGGGCCAGGCUAGUGACGACAGGGGCGAAUUUGACUGGGGCGGCUGCAGCGACAACAUCAACUAUGGCAUCAAGUUCACCAAGACGUUUGUUGAUGCCAGGGAAAAGAUGGUGAAGGACGCUCGGGCACUGAUGAAUCUACACAACAACCGCUGUGGACGAAUGGUGAGCGAUGGCUUCGGAGUUAAGGGGCAUUAUACUUUUUUAAAAUGUGCACUGUGAUGCAUCUGGACUUGUCACACACAGAAAACUGGCUGACAGGCAGUCCCUUUCAACUAACAUUAGAGCAUGCUAUAACUACUGUGUAACAACAUGGUUACUACAAUGGAACAAACAUUGCUGGUAAAAUUCAAGCCACUGUUGAACAGACGUUCUGUAAAUGCUCUAGACAUGAAUAGUGAGUGUACUAGGUUGGUCACAGGUGAGCCUGUGUCUCAACCACCAAUGAAAUUGUCCAACCGUCUCGAUUUCAGGCAGUGAAGCGCUUUAUGAAACUGGAGUGCAAGUGUCAUGGCGUCAGCGGCUCCUGCGCCCUCAGAACCUGCUGGCUGGCCAUGUCGGACUUCCGGAGGACCGGGGACUACCUCCGGAAGAAGUACAACAUGGCCAUCGAAGUGACCAUGAACCAGGAUGGCACAGGGUUCAUGGUGGCUGACAAGGACGUCAAGGGAACCACUAAGAAUGACCUGGUGUAUGUAGAAAACUCCCCUGACUACUGCCUCAUGGACAGAGCAGCAGGUGGGUCAACUCAUGCAGUUAAAGGUGUUAGGUACGGACAGGAGUUUUUCCUCAACACAUGACCUGACAGAGAAAACCCCAGAUGUUUUAGCAAUGGCUUAGAGGAAAGUAGAUGAUUCAACAUAAUAUCAUAUUUAGUCAAACGUAGUUUGAAAACAUAUGGGACAUUAUUCAAGUGCUUAUCACCAAACUUGGGGGAAAUAUUGCCAUCAGAAACCUAGUUGCUCUGAGUCAAGAGUGUUACCCAGAAGUUAGAUAAUACAGCGGCCUACUCCUCAAAUACGGCUACGAGAAUACCAGACUCAUCUGCCGAAGGCCUGCAUACCUGCAUAGCUUAGAGUUCAAUUAUUUGACCUUUAACUUCUCUCUAAUUCCAACUGAGUUUUCUCUGCCUUGGUAAUCUCUGUCUUUCACGCCCCUCAUGUCCCAUCACUUCAGCAGAGCGUUCAAUGAGGUCUAGAACAGUUAACAGGCUCUGGUUAUGAUACUUUGGGUGUAUUGUGUGUUACUGGCAUCAUCCUCAUCUCUGUUAGACCUAUGGUUAAAGGUUGACACGUAGUGAACUGCUGUUAAUUUAGAAGAGAAACUACACUACGCCCCUCGACUACUUCAAGGUGCAACAGGGCUGAUUUUAAAGGGCUUAUAGCUCUCUUCUCUGCUAAUCUUUAUUGUUUAGGAAUUCACACCCUAAGGAUACAACAGGGUAAUUUUUCAAAUCCUUCUGUAGUCACUAUUAAGCUCCACUCCCAAAUCCUAAAGGGGAUUACCUCCACUCACACCCAUUCUUACACCCCUUCACUCACGGGCCGACUGGUCUUUAACCAUGGCUUCUGUCUUGUGCCCUCUCCACAGGCUCCCUGGGAACGUCAGGGAGAGUCUGCAACAAGUCUUCUAGAGGCACAGACGGCUGCGAGGUCAUGUGUUGCGGACGGGGCUAUGACACGAUGCGUGUCAAGCGAGUCACCAAGUGCGAGUGCAAGUUCAAGUGGUGUUGUGCCGUUGAGUGUAAGGACUGUGAGGACACGGUGGACGUUCACACCUGCAAGCCCCACAAGCGACCCGAUUGGCUGGACCUAACCUGA